Molecule: messenger RNA, 1177 nt
Organism: Nylanderia fulva
Lineage: Eukaryota; Metazoa; Arthropoda; Insecta; Hymenoptera; Formicidae
Product: CD63 antigen-like
Cellular component (GO): plasma membrane
Source: RefSeq, a predicted model, not a curated record
GCAGGCACAUGCACAUCGGCGCCACUCGUCGGAACGCGCGUUCCUGCUUUAAGGGGCUUUUAUUUCGUCGUAUUUUUCACGCUCUCGUGAUCGCGCAGUAUCGUUCGUGACUCGCUUUUGACAGCGCAAGAUUGCUCCUGCUCGCGCGAGAGGAGUGUAAGGAUCUCCCGAAAGUAACGGCGACAUCGAACACGGCCAAGAUGCAGCUGGGUCUGGCACCGAAGACCAUCAAGUACUUGAUGUUCGCGUUCAACUUGUUCUUCGUGAUCACAGGGAUAGUACUGUUAUCAAUUGGCUUGGUCAUCCACGGAGUCUACUAUCAAUAUCAACAUUUUCUCGACAAUAGUUUCUUGUCUGUACCAUCUCUUCUCGUAGCUGUAGGCGUUAUCGUCUUUAUUAUCGCGUUCUUCGGAUGCUGCGGAGCCGUUCGUGAAAGCUCCUGCAUGAUAAUAACGUUCUGCACGCUUCUAACCGCGGUCUUCAUACUGGAAAUUAUAGGCGGAACGAUGGGCUACGUGAUGAGGACGCGGGUCGCGUCUAUCGCCGAGGAAAAGAUGCUGAAGACGAUGCCCAAGUACAACGAUAGUCAGGAGAUCCGAAUCGUCUGGGACAAUCUGCAACGAGACUUCGAAUGCUGCGGCACACGCAACGCCAGCGACUGGACGGAGAAAAACUUGACGAUGGGUAUCCCGAUGUCGUGCUGCGAUCAACCGAUAGGUGCUAUCGGCUCAAUGAAUUGCACGACGGACUCACCGACGCUGCAUCACGAAGGUUGCAUGGAUGCGUUUGCGCAUUUUGCGGAGAAACACGCGGCCAAAAUAGCGGGCGUCGGCUUGACCCUCGCUGUGAUUCAGCUGAUAGGCAUCUUCCUGUCAUCCUAUCUAGUAAGAUCAAUCAGGAAUUCUUACCAGACCAUGUAAAGUGCCAUGCGAACACCAAGCGUACAGGAUUUAGUGUUUGUCUUUAAAUUAGAAUUAGAUGUCAGAGUUAUUGCUGGAUUUUUAAUGAAGAUAUAGAAUUCUCAUAUAUAUAUAUAUAUGUAUAUAUAUAUAUGAUCCUAAUGGAUUGCCAAUCUGAUUGCCGUGAAUACAUUAUUUGUCAAUGUAAGGGUAACCAUUUUUGCUACGUGAUAUUUGGCAUCGCAUAUUUUUAAUAAAAUAUUUUUCAUCGUCAAAUA